AUGGAGCAAGACCCGGUGCGAUCCGAGUUUCUGUUCUGCGUAACUAACAAGGCUAGGCCGAGCGACACGAUUAUCAAGUUAAGGGUCACGAAACCAGCCGGUGAUACGCAAACCCUCAAUAUCCAUCGCGGUGUCCUUUGCAAGAGCUCGGGCUUUUUCCGAACAGCUAUGAAGCCCGAGUGGACCAAGCUGAUAGAACAACCAGACAUCAUCGAUCUUCCAGAUGACUCUGUGCAAACGGUCAGCGAUUACAUUAGAUGGCUUUACUCUGGCAACAUGCCAAUCAAGCUAUACGACGCGGGCGAAGACUCACGUCAAAAGAAGGCUGAAGAAGCAGAGAAAGUCUUCGUCAUGCUUGCAGAAGCAUAUGUCUUCGGCGAAAAGAUCGUAGACGUUAAGUAUAAAAACGCAGUGGUGAAGACCAUGCUAGCGGCAAUACAGAGUGCUGAGUGGAAUUUGGGACCCAAGAGUGUCGAUAUUAUCUAUAAGGGCACUCCUUCCACAUCACCUCUCAGGCGCUUAGUUGUUGAUAAGGUCGCACGUUGGGCGCAUGAUGACUCGGAGGAAGGAGUUGGCUGGAUGGAAUUUUUCGAUGCAUAUCCAAGGGAAGCUUUGGUAGAUGCAGUCAAGGCCCUAGUGAGAGUACGCUCUAGACCUGAACACAAUACCGAUCGUUGUAUCGAUUCGUACCUUGUUAAAGAAUAA
This is a messenger RNA of Alternaria atra, 705 nucleotides long. RefSeq lists its product as uncharacterized. The coding region runs from base 1 to 705 and encodes 234 amino acids. The transcript has a single exon. Gene Ontology annotation, molecular function: protein binding. The record is from RefSeq and is a predicted model, not a curated record. NCBI's taxonomy places the organism in Eukaryota, Fungi, Ascomycota, Dothideomycetes, Pleosporales, Pleosporaceae.